Messenger RNA from Formica exsecta, 3954 nucleotides. It is a transcript of the gene fax, whose product is annotated as failed axon connections. Gene Ontology annotation, cellular component: cytoplasm. The transcript is spliced from 4 exons. NCBI's taxonomy places the organism in Eukaryota, Metazoa, Arthropoda, Insecta, Hymenoptera, Formicidae. The record is from RefSeq and is a predicted model, not a curated record. Bases 273 to 1481 code for a protein of 402 amino acids.
UUAGGGAAGGGGAAGACGGGAAUCGCGAGCGGACCAAGCGACAUCGAGAAGGAACCGGCCGGCGAGCAGAAAGAAGCGACGAGUGCUUGGCGUACGGUUUGUGUGGUGCGCGCUACCGACAGACAGACUCCACAAAGUGUACGCGAUCGAGAGGCGAGGCUUCUUAGGGAAAAGAGAACGAGCGACAUUGCGCAGGAGUGACUUUGCGAGUAGCUUCGAACGAGGCAAAAAGAGGAAAAGAAAGAAGAGGAGAAAUAGACGCAGCAGCAAGAAUGACGAUGGCAACCGAGACGGAGAACAACGGCCCCGAGAGUAAGGAGAUCAAGGACGUGAAGGAGAUGAAGGAGGCGUUGAAGGACGACGCGCCGCCGGAUAACAAGCAGGAGGAGAAGGACGCGACGAAGAAGGACGAGACGGCCGGCAAGAAGGACGAUGACGCCGCUGCCGCCGCCGCGGCCGCUGCCGGCGGUGCGACCGCGGCGCCGGCGAAGGCCAACAUCGUGCAUCACCCCGAUUACGAAAAAGAUGUUGUUUAUCUAUAUCAGUUCCCGCGGACGCCGCUGCUACCCUCCUUAUCCCCGUACGGUCUCAAGGUGGAGACGUGGUUGCGAUUGAACGGCGUCAAAUACGAGAAUGUUGAUCACAAGAUGAAAUUCCGCUCUAAGAAGGGCCAAUUGCCGUUCGUUGAACUGAACGGCGAGGAGAUCGCCGAUAGCACUAUCAUCCUGCGGGAACUGAGCCAGAAAUUCGGCAAGGAUCUUGACGCCGGUCUCACAUCCGAACAGCGAAGCGUUUCCCACGCCAUGAUAUCCAUGAUCGAGAAUCAUCUCGUUUGGGUCGUCGCGUGCUGGCGCACGAAGAAUUUGGAUCAAGUGCUAAAGGGCUACAAGGUCAAUCUGCAGCUUGCUCUGGGAUCACGUAUACCCAACGCGAUUCUGAACUUCUUCUUCAAGCUCACGUUUGGACGCAAGUUGGAUUGGUUGCAGGGUGCGAGAAAAGUGAAGGCUCAAGGAAUGGGCGUGCAUAGUCCGGAGGAGGUAUCUCAGUUUGGUUGCAGCGAUCUCAAGGUGCUUUCGGACACGCUUGCCGACAAGCCCUUCUUCUUCGGUGACGAGCCAACUACCAUGGACGUAGUAGCGUUCGCGCAUCUCGCUCAAAUCUUGUACAUCGACAAAGACACGCCCUACAGCCUGCGAGAUUACAUGGUAGAGAACUGUCCCAACUUGGUCGGCCAUUGCUCGCGCGUCAAGGAACGAUGCUUCCCGGAUUGGGACGAAAUCUGCUCCAGUCUGGAUAUGAACACGCAUCUGCCGAAGCCUGAAAAGCAAGAAGAAAAGGAGGGCAAAGAAGAGGCGAAGGAGUCCAAAGAGUCUAAGGAGGAAAAAGAGGGCGAUAAAGAGAAGGCGGAUAAGGAGGAAAAGGAAGUUGAAAAAGACAAGGAGGUUGAUGAGAACAAAGAAAAAGAGAAAGACGGCAAAUAAGCGAUCUUGUUGUAGAGGGAAGUAAUAAGUGAUUUAAAGGCGAAGAGUCGUAAAGGUGUGCUGGUGAAUGAAAAAAGAGAGAGCGAAAGAGAAAGAGAGUGAGAGGAAUGGUUGAUGAUGAACAAGAAUGUGCGUAUGCGUAUGCGUGGUUGCGAGAACGUUGACGAUGUUGGAGACGAGAAUGGUAUAGAAAGCAUGAGGAGAGAAGGGAGAUAGCGGAAGUGAGAGAUUGUAUGUAUGAGUGUAUGUGUGUAUGAGAAAGAGAGAGAAAAAGGAGUGAGAUAGAGAAUGGAAGAAAGAGCAAAAGAGAAUGUGUGCGUAUAUGUGAGAAAGAGAGGAAGAAAGCAAGAAAGAGAGAGAGAAAUAAAGUUCUGGACUAGAGCUCUCUACUUAUACGUAUAGAUAUUAAUAGACUCAUAAUGUUAAUACUUCGUUUAUAUACGUUCAAUACGCGUCACGCGUUAUUUCACAUUGACACACUCGAAACACACACGACUGGAACGACUAUUCUCUUUAACCCACGCCCUUUCUCUGCUCUGCUAAGAACAAACGAAAACGGGGCUAUCUCAUAAGUCAUUAGAAACGUAGGAUUGCAAUAUACGAACUGCAAUAGUCUGACGCAGCUGGGGUCUUUAUCGACAGUGGCCAAAUGCAAUAUAGCGUAUGCUAUAAGAUAAAGUAGUUGUGGAAGAAGAAGAAGUGAGAGUAGGAUCACACCGAUUCUCGUCUCUCGAAGGCGAAGAGCGUUCUACUUCGCUUCUCUCGAUGAUCCUUGCUGUGCAUAGUUACCUUGCGUUUUGUGCGCAACGUAACGCAAUUUUUUUUUCUUUUAGUCCGUAUGUUUUUUAUGUUUAUAUACGUAUAUCGCGCAUUUUACUUUCGCUCACCACGUUACAUGAAGUUUUUAAAAGCUUUUGUUUUUAAAAGAUCUUGUUUUUAAAAGAUUUUUAAUGAUGUAUCAAUGAAAAAUUGUCUAUUGUCUUAUUUUUCCGUUGAAAUCAUCUGAGGAAAUACCGUUGCAUCUCGUAGUCGAUUCGUCAGCGAUGCGAUACUUGCAUUAUUAAUUACGAUAUAAUAUUAAUAAUAAUGCGUUAAUAUUAAAAUAACGAUAAUAUUAAUAUUAAUAAGAAUGACAACAAUAAUAAUAUUAAUAAUGAUAGUAAGAAAGCAGAAUACGAUGUCUAUACGCGGAAACAAGUGUCAGGUUAUCGAUUGUGACUUGAAUUGUUUCUCUCGUGUUCUUUUAAACAAUUGAAUCGGAAGUCGAGUCACGCCAAUUGACCAGUUAGCAACGGAUGUCCUCAGACAGCCUAAUGUAGAAUGCAAAUGGAGUUGACAAGUCGUCGUACGUAGUUCUCGAUAUCCACUCUUCCGUACGGCCGCAAUUCCGUUUGCAUUUCAGCAUCAUCAAGCGCGCGUGAUCAAAUUUUACUUCAACGACGAUACUUAUUCCUAUAUUUUGUACGAGAAUAAUGGAAUUCUUUUUGCAAUCUUUUUGCGAUGAUAUUUUAGACAUGGAAUACAUAAUAGAAUCGCGAUAAGCGCGACGAACGACACACAUAUUAUUAUUACUAUAUUAUUUGUAUAUUAUAUAAAUAUAUCUAUUACAUAGACGCGCGCGAAUGCAGUCGGACUUAGAUCGGACGGGAGGAAGAUGCCAUUCGUAUAGCGGAGUCGUAAUAUUUCGUCCCCUCCUUCCCCCCUUCGUCCACCAUCCCCUGUGUUCCCUAUAUAUUCUUGUUUUUUUUUUUUUUCUUCUUUCUCUCUUGUAGCGAAGAGGCACAGGUAAUGUUUUGAUCUCUUUUCCUUUGGUACUCAAAACACUGUGCUGCCCACGUAUUUUAUUGAUACGAUUUUUCGAACGUGUUAAGAAAUGAUAAUGAAAUUUCCUUGCGUAAUACAAAGUGUCUUUCACGCAUCGAAAAUCGACAUUUGAUGUAUAAUGGGAAUUGAAGUUUUUCUACGAACAAAAUGUGUAGCAGCUGCAGUAGUUUUUCUACGGCAGCUGAACAUAUUCCACGAAGACACGAAGAUAUAUUACAAUUUAAGUAACUUACUAUAUUAUAUUAAUAACGAUUAUGAUCAAGCAUACACACACACACACACACAUAUACACAUAUAUACACACGCGUAAAGGAAAAAAUGGAAAAAAGAUUAGUGGAUGAUGCUGUUUAUACCUAUAGAACGACGCAUAUGUUUUCACCUGUGGUUACAUAUUAUUAUGGAUUAUUACGUACGUAUAAAUAAUAUAAAUUAGAGAAUGAAAGAAACAUUUGGACAAGACCAUAACGUUGCAAGCACAGUAGAUAUAUAGGCCCACCCAAUACAGUAAGAUUAUUAUAAGAGGAAUAUUAAUAAUUAUAAUAUGACUGCUCGUUUUAUGCUCGGCGCUAUACAUUUCAUUGUCAUUAUUAUAUCACCAUUUAUUAACGAUAUACAUACGAACAAAUAAAAUGUGUUUAUAAAUAUAAAG